Molecule: messenger RNA, 366 nt
Organism: Colletotrichum truncatum
Lineage: Eukaryota; Fungi; Ascomycota; Sordariomycetes; Glomerellales; Glomerellaceae
Source: RefSeq, a predicted model, not a curated record
AUGGACAUGCGCUUGUUAGAUAUAGAAGAGCGGGAAGAGCGGGCAGAGGCGACGGACGAUGGCGAAGGCGAGGCGGACCGAGGCGUAGAGAUGUCUGAUGAGCUUGAAGAGCUGAAAGGAUACGACGCCAUUGACAUUACCGGCGCAUGUGUCGGAGGGAGUGGUGCGGAGAAGAAAGAGGAGGCGGAAUGUGGUAAUGGGACCAGCCGGAACGAGGAGACGUGGGUGUCCGUCGAGGCAGCAGAGGUAAACGAGGAGGAAGACUCGGAGAAGAAGCAGGUGCAGGCGCAGAUGCGGAAGAGGAGCUCGCCAGCUUCGGGCAAGGCGCAGGAGAGUAAUUUAGAGUAUGGUGAGAGCGUGGAGUAG